AUGACUUCUCACGCCGUUGCAGCGCAGUCGCUUACUCCUGCUGCGAUCCAAGCCGCCUACGGCUUGAUCAAGCCCCAUGUGCAUCGUACGCCAUUACUGACCUGCCAAACCCUCGACACUAUCGCGUCAACCCCGCAGUCGCCCGAGGCGCUAGUUGGGACUCCCUUUGAGGGCCAGACCCCAGCACACCCGCAGUUCCGACUGUUUUUCAAGUGCGAAAACCUCCAGCGAAUUGGCGCUUUCAAAGUGCGCGGCGCUUUCCAUGCGUUGCUGCGUCUGUUAGAGGAGCGCGGGGAGGACGAGGUGAAACAGCGCGGGGUGAUCACGCACAGCUCAGGAAACCAUGCGCAAGCUCUUGCCCUGGCCGCUUCGACUCUACACGUCCCCGCCUAUAUCGUGAUGCCGCGCAUCAGCACGUCAUCUAAGAUCGCCGGCACGCGCUCGUACGGCGCCGAAGUGAUUUUCAGUGGAUCGACAAGCGUGGAACGAGAGGCUGUUGUGGCCGAGGUCCAAGAAAAGACGAAUGCCAUACUGGUGCCGCCAUAUGACCACUUCAAUAUCAUUUGCGGGCAAGGGACGACGGCGCUGGAGCUAGAAGCACAGUAUGCAGAGCGAGUCGAGUCCAAGACCCUCGAUGCAGUCAUCACCCCCGUCGGUGGAGGUGGGCUCAACGCUGGGGUGGCGACGUAUUUCUCGGAUAAGCCUCAAACUCGAGUGUUUGGCGCAGAGCCCAGCUUCGAGGGGGCAGAUGACUGCCGGCGCGGACUGCAGGCCGGGCAGCGCGUGGAGGCAGUCACGACCUUGACCAUCGCGGAUGGGCUGCGUACCCCCGUGGGUUUGCUGAAUUGGGAGGUGAUUUCGAACAAGGAAAAGGUGGAAGGGGUGUUCGCUGUGAGCGAGGAGCAAAUCAAGGCGGCUAUGCGGCUAGUACUGGAACGCAUGAAGGUGGUUGUCGAGCCGAGUGCAGUGGUUGGGCUGGCCGUCUGUCUCUUCGACGAGGAUUUCCGACGCCGAGUCGAGCAAGACGGCGGCGAGAAGGGCUGGGACGUUGCGGUUGUAUUCAGCGGUGGCAACACGACAGUGGAAGCCAUCGGAAAGCUGUUUGGAUAA
This is a messenger RNA of Penicillium alfredii, 1110 nucleotides long. RefSeq names its product threonine/serine dehydratase. The record is from RefSeq and is a predicted model, not a curated record. The transcript has 2 exons. Bases 1 to 1110 code for a protein of 369 amino acids. NCBI's taxonomy places the organism in Eukaryota, Fungi, Ascomycota, Eurotiomycetes, Eurotiales, Aspergillaceae. Gene Ontology annotation, biological process: pyruvate biosynthetic process; D-serine biosynthetic process; L-serine metabolic process. Gene Ontology annotation, molecular function: serine racemase activity; D-serine ammonia-lyase activity; threonine racemase activity.